AUGUUUGCUCCCAAGACAUCCGCGCCUACUUCUGGUGGGCUUACCAUCAGCACUCCCUCCACUUCCCUCUUCGGCAACGCCAAUACCCAAAACACAUCUACGGCAGCGCCCGGUACGACGACGACUCCGAAUCUAUUUGGCAACACCUCGACAACUCAGUCGAAGCCAGCCACAGGCCUUUUCGGUAACACCCAACAAUCCUCCAGCACAGGCUCAACCAUGUUUGGGACGCAACAGCAACCACAACAGCAGGCCGGUGCGACCUCGAGUUUAUUCGGCAAUCAGCAAAAACCAGCUGGGACAACCCCCAGUCUGUUCGGCAACCAACAAACGCAGAAUGGGUCGACGAGCCUGUUUGGAAGCAAUGCAAACACUGCAGCCGCAUCAACAACUCAACCUACACAGUCAUCAGGCCUUUUCGGGGGAGCCGCCGCCACGACCCAGACGCAGACAAAGCCAACCUUCAGUUUGGGGGGCGCGACGACGGGAGGAGGAGGUUUAUUCUCCGGUCAACAAUCCCAACCUCAGCAACAGCAGCAGCAGCAGCAAGCCAAUAAACCUACGCUGAAUGUAUUCGGGAACUCGACUGCCAAUCAAGCAACUCAGCCUUCAUUGCUCCAACAAAGCACGGCACCGGGAAAUAUCGUCCAAGGGGUCAAGGUGGACAUCAGCAACCUUUUGCCCACGACCAAGUAUGAAAGUUGCUCUGACGAGCUGCGUCGCGAAAUCGAAGUCAUUGACAAUGCGAUCCUCGGUCAAAUGAAGCUUUGCCAUGAAGUCUCGGACAUCCUACCUACGAUCCAAUCCCAAGGGGCCACAAUUCCCAACGACGUUGAAUUUGUUCAAGGAAAAUUGGAAACAAUGCAACACGCAUUGGAGAACGAUGCUCAAGACAUCGACCAGCUUCGUAGCCUAGUCGCCCGCAAUGCAGCCGAAGCAGAGGUUGCUUUCCGGGCCAUUGACACGCUCAAGCUCCCCCUGCAAUAUCAGACCACGGGUGGUAGCUGGUGGUCAAUGCAAGACCAGAAGGUAGCAGACCGGUCCACCCUGCCUUCUGUUCGCAAGAAUACUCUUGCGCUUCCUGACGAUGUUGAAGGCGACCCGGCCACCGCCAAGAGUGUAAACGGGGUCCCCGUGAAUCUCGUGGACUACUUCUCUCAACGAUCGGAUGAAAUGAGUACGGUCCUCAAUCGCUAUCGGGGCAAUCUGAAGGAAAUUGAGGAUCACUUGCACGGGGUCGAGAUGUCGCUCAACCGGCAGAUUACCGACUUCAUGAGUAAAUCUCGUGAUGGAUCCGGUGCGGCGACCCCGAAAACGGUAAUUAGCGAUCUCGCGGCGGUCUUGGGAGAUGUUGAGGGUGGUAUCCUGGGCGUCGCAUCCCGUCUUGGAAGCGUAUCGGAGCAGGUUCAAGAAUUGGCACUGGGCCCCGUGACAGCGGAGGGUCGGUUUGGGUACUGA
This is a messenger RNA of Penicillium oxalicum, 1458 nucleotides long. RefSeq names its product nucleoporin FG repeat-containing protein. The record is from RefSeq and is a predicted model, not a curated record. Gene Ontology annotation, molecular function: structural constituent of nuclear pore. Gene Ontology annotation, biological process: nucleocytoplasmic transport. The transcript has 3 exons. Bases 1 to 1458 code for a protein of 485 amino acids. Gene Ontology annotation, cellular component: nuclear pore. NCBI's taxonomy places the organism in Eukaryota, Fungi, Ascomycota, Eurotiomycetes, Eurotiales, Aspergillaceae.